Molecule: messenger RNA, 2904 nt
Organism: Salmo salar (Atlantic salmon)
Lineage: Eukaryota; Metazoa; Chordata; Actinopteri; Salmoniformes; Salmonidae
Product: calcium/calmodulin-dependent protein kinase type IV
Biological process (GO): protein phosphorylation
Molecular function (GO): protein kinase activity; ATP binding
Source: RefSeq, a predicted model, not a curated record
ACUCCUCUCUGUAUACUUGCCUUUCCAGUACACUUGCAUUAUGGUAGCGAAGCAGGCUAGUGGCUGUUCCAAAUUCGCUUUUCUUCACACCACUGUAACUGAGUCAAGCCUUGUAUCGCAGCAGGGGAGAAGAGCUGUCAAGAUACUUGAAUCCGUCUGGCUAGCUGGUGAUGCGUAAAGUCACUAUACCCUCGUCCAGAGCAGGGGCAUCCCCUGCUCCAGACUACUGGAUAGAUGGAUCGAAGAAGGAGACCCUGGCUGACUACUAUGAGUUGGAGUCCGAAUUGGGACGGGGAGCGACGUCGGUGGUGUGCAGAUGUCGACAGAAGGGAACACUGAAGCCGUACGCUGUGAAAACACUGAAGAAAACAGUGGAUAAGAAGAUAGUUAGGACAGAGAUAGGUGUUCUACUUCGACUCUCUCACCCAAACAUUAUCAAACUAAAAGAGAUCUUUGAGACCCCUUCAGAGAUCAGUCUGGUCUUGGAACUUGUGACUGGAGGAGAGCUAUUUGAAAGGGUUGUGGAGAAGGGCUUCUACACUGAGCGGGAUGCUGCUGAUGCUGUCAUACAAGUACUAGAAGCUGUUGCAUACCUGCAUGAGAACGGCGUGGUGCACCGAGACCUGAAACCUGAGAACCUCCUAUACGCUACCGCAGCACCAGAUGCUCCCCUCAAAAUAGCUGAUUUUGGUCUGUCGAAGGUCAUCGAUGAUCAGGUCACAAUGAAGACUGUUUGUGGUACACCAGGAUACUGUGCCCCCGAGAUUCUGCGAGGAAGUGCUUAUGGACCUGAGGUUGACGUGUGGUCGGUGGGAGUUAUCACGUAUAUCUUGCUAUGUGGCUUUGAACCAUUCUUCGAUGAAAGAGGGGACCAGUACAUGUUCAAGAGGAUCCUCAACUGUGAAUAUGAGUUUGUCUCCCCCUGGUGGGACAAUGUGUCCUUCAACGCCAAGGACCUGGUGAGAAAGCUGAUUGUCCAGGAUCCAUAUAAACGGCUGACGACCUUGCAAGCGCUGGAGCACCCCUGGGUGACUGGGAAGGCAGUUAACUCAGCCCAUAUGGACACUGCUCAGAAGAAACUGCAGGAGUUCAAUGCACGCCGAAAACUCAAGGCUGCAGUAAAGGCCGUGGUGGCUUCGUCACGAUUGGGCAGCGCUGGCAGUCACGGCAAUGCUGACAACAGCAAGAACAUCAACUGCAACAACUCCGCCAAUCAGAAAGAGGCACAAGAGGAGCAGCCACGGAACGACCAAUCACAGUCAAAGAUCCAGGAAGGAUCCUAACUGUGGAUCUCCUCUGUUGUUGUGACCCUGUGCAGACAUUCUACCCUCCUGUUGGACUGUGAAAUUGCUGAGAGGAGCUAUGUGAUCUCACCUGUACUGGAGAUACUCUGCCUGGCUUUAUUGCAUGUGACUGAUUUAUUAAACGAUGUACAACCAUAUUGACUCGGUACAUUGGAACGACAUGCCUACAAGUAUUUAAAGUAAAUGUGAAAUCAGAGUUUACUACUGCACAUUCCCAUUUCAUAACUCACACAAGUAGCUUCAUUGGAUGGUUUAUCUCUUCCAUUAUACCAUGUUAUAACUGCAAAAUGGCCUCCAAGUGUUCCCAGUAUUAAUUUGCCAGUUUGUAAAUUAAUUCAUAACAUUUGGCAGAAUAAGCAUAGUAGGUCAAUAUGUGUUCUGGUAAUCAUCAUGCUGCUUUGGUGACAGAAUAUAGACUGAAGAAUCGAUCUAGGUUGAUUUUCAAUACUGGUUGAGUAAGUCGACAGUAUCUGGAGAACUGGUUGGACACAUUUUCCAGGCGGUCAUAAAUUUAACCUUUAUUACAACUUCUAAGGAGAAUGCCUUAUUAUUGUAUCUUAUUAACUGGAUUUUACACUCCCUUUGUAAGAAAUAUUUCAUAUCUUGUUAAGAAAUGUUCAAAUCAAUCAAUUGCACAAUGAUUGUGUUGAAAUUGACUUUCAAGGAACAUAAGGUUAUUUCAUAGUGUAGAGUUGUUUUAUCAUUAAGAACUUUUCACUUUUGUAUACCAAAAUAUGUUGUGUACAACUGAAAAGGCACCCCAGUUUUUUUAUUGCCAAAUACACCAUUUGCAGGGAAAUGGAUGAGUAGAUAAAAUUUGAUUUGAUUUGAUGUAGCUAUUCAGUGCCAAAAUUGUUUGAGGCUGCUGCUUUAUUUGAUAAUAUCCCACCUCUGUCAUAUACAAUUGAAGAGACUGUAAUCUUAGUGCAAAUAUUUACCUCUCAUUAUAAACUGGGUGGUUCGAGCCCUGAAUGCUUAUUGGCUGACAUCAGUGGUAUAUCAGACCGUAUACCACGGGUAUGACAAAACAUAUUAUUUUUACUGCUCUAAUUACAUUGGUAACCAGUUUAUAAUAGCAAUAAGGAAUCUUGGGGGUUUGUGGUAUAUGGCCAAUAUACCACGGCUAAGGGCUGUAUCCAGGCGCUGCGCAUUGCGUCGUGCAUAAGAACAGCCCUCAGACGUGGUAUAUUGGCCAUAUACCACCCCCCCUCGUGCCUUAUUGCUUAAUUAACCCAUAAACUGACAUGCUGUGUUAUGGAAUGAUUUUUUUAAUCUACAAAGAAAAAGCUGUAUAUUGAAUUUUAGCAUGCUUUUGCCCUCAGUAUAAAGGAAUGAUGUGGAUAAUAUAUGCAUGUAGGAAUGUUGAAUUGAACUGCUGCGGUUGCCUGUAGAAAUGCACUAUAGUUGGCUGACAUCACAUGACGGACGUAAUCUGUGUUAAACAGUGAAGUAUUAGAGCCCUCUUAAGACAUUAACUUGAUAUUCCUUUUAUAUGCUCAAGGAAACAUUAAAUAAUUCAAUGUUGUCUUAAAAUGGUUACCAUUAACAUUGAUUUGGUAAGGACUGCAGGAUUAAAAAAAUAAUAAACAAUAUGAAGUUA